AUGCCUACCGAUAUUAGGAGCUUCUUUGGCAAACCUAGCCAAGGGUCCGACUCGUCGCCUGCGAAACCGCCGGCGAAAAAAGAGGACUCGACUGCGACGAGAAAAAAGCGCAGCAGAAAGGUUGUGGACGACAGUGACGACGAGGAGGUAGCUGAGAUCAAGGCACCGACACCAAAAGCUAAAACCCCAGCUAAGCCGUACCCCGAACCGGCCAAAGGAGAACCCACGUCGACAUCAGAUUAUUUCGGCUCUAGUAAGAAGAAAAGCCGGUCCGCGAAGACGAGCAAUGAACCUCCUACCGCUACACCCCCGGCUACGAAGGAGAAGCCGGCUAGCGAUCGCAAAGCCGGAAGCCCCCGAAAAGCGAAAGAAAGUCCAGCUGUUGAAGUCUCGAUAAAACCGACAAAACGCGCACCCCGGGAAACUACGAAGAAAAGCAAGGCUGCUGACGAUGAUGAAGAUCUUGGCGGCGACGAUAUAUUUGCGACGGAGUAUGGAAGAUCGGGCAAACGCGACGAUGACUAUAUGGAGGGCGACAACGAUAAUGAUAGCGACCUCGAAGAGCUGGCUGUAAGACCGGCAACAGCAACUUCUGGAAAGACAGCGCACGACAAGAAAGCUCCCAGCGCUGAAGAGGAUGACGACGUGGUCAUGGAGGAUAUUCCGAAAUCUUCCUCGAAAGCCUCGAAAUCGGCGGCUGAACGGCCAGCGCGCAAGCGGAAAUCUGAGGUACUUGAUAAAGCAGACGAGACACAGGACGGUGCGGAGAAAAAAGCGCCAGCUUCCUCAGUCCCAUCGACAAAGAAAUCAAAAGCAUCUCCCACCAAGCAAGCUCAGCCGGAAAGCAAAGAGAUUCAAGAUAUCUUUGACAGCAUUCCAACGAUCAAACCUCCCUCGCCUCCCCCGAAGGGUGAUGAAAAGAAGAAAUUCAAUUUCGCUGCUCAGCGGUCAAGAACACCUCCGGGUGGUGGAUCUGCCGAACUACCAGAGGGCGCUGAGAACUGUCUUGCUGGGCUCUCUUUCGUUUUUACCGGUGUACUUGAGGUGAUAGGUCGCGAAGAGGGUCAGAAUUUGGUCAAGAAAUACGGCGGCAAGGUCACUGGUGCGCCUAGCUCAAAGACAAGCUACGUCGUCCUGGGUAGUGAUGCCGGGCCCAGCAAACUGGCGACAAUACAAAAGCACAAGCUGAAGACUAUCAACGAAGAGGGACUUUUUGAGCUGAUCAGGCGGCUUCCUGCAAAUGGCGGUGAUGGAAAGGCGGCUGAGAAACAUGAUGCUAAGAGGAAGGCUGACGAAGAGAAAAUCCGUGCCAUGGCUGCUGAGAUUGAUCAGGAAGAGUCGCGCAAAAAGAAGGCCAUGGCGGCUGCUGCCCCUAGUCCCUCUAGCUCUCAGGGUCCGGUGGCUUCUCAAGGCGUGAAGGUGGACGACCGUCUCUGGACAACAAAAUACGCACCGACAUCAAUCAACAUGAUUUGCGGCAACAAAGCGGCUGUCGAAAAACUCCAGAACUGGCUCCGUGACUGGCAGAAGAAUGCAAAAACGAACUUUAGCCGUCCCGGAAAAGAUGGUUCUGGUAAAUAUCGCUCUGUUAUGAUCCAUGGACCUCCAGGAAUUGGUAAGACUACUGCGGCGCAUAUGGUGGCCAAGCUUGAAGGUUACGAUGUAUUAGAGUCCAAUGCGAGUGAUACCAGAAGCAAGAAGCUUGUGGAGAAUGGUCUUGUUGGCGUCCUCGACACUACCUCUCUCCAGGGAUAUUUCUCGGGCUCCGGCAAGAAAGUCGAGAGUGAAAAAAAGAACAUGGUCCUGAUUAUGGAUGAGGUGGACGGAAUGUCGGCAGGCGAUCGAGGUGGUGUCGGGGCUAUGGCUGCCGUUGCGAAGAAGACGCAAAUUCCUCUCAUUCUCAUUUGUAACGAGCGAAGACUUCCGAAGAUGAAGCCAUUCGAUCACGUCACGUAUGAGGUUCCUUUUAGGCGCCCGACCGCUGACCAAAUCAGAGCUAGAUUGUCUACGAUCUGCUUUAGAGAAGGCUUGAAGAUCCCACCACCCGUUCUGGACGGUCUAAUCGAAGGUACUCAUGCCGAUAUCCGUCAAGUCAUCAACAUGCUCUCGACGGUGAAACUUGACCAGCAGAACUUGGACUAUGACAAGGGCAAGGAGAUGUCUAAAGCAUGGGAAAAGCAUGUGAUUCUGAAGCCAUGGGAUAUUGUUGGCAAGAUCCUCAACGCUCAGAUGUUUUCUCCCAGUUCGAAGUCCACAUUGAACGACAAGAUUGAACUCUACUUCAAUGACCACGAAUUUAGCUACCUGAUGCUUCAGGAGAAUUAUUUGAAGACGAAGCCAGUACUUGCCAACAAUUAUCAGGGCAAGGAGCAGAAACUGAAAAUGCUUGAACUCGCAGAUAAUGCGGCUUCCAGCAUCAGUGAUGGCGACCUUGUUGACAGAAUGAUCCAUGGCUCGCAGCAGCAAUGGAGCUUAAUGCCAACGCAUGCUGCUUUCAGUUUUGUUCGUCCGGCUAGCUUCUCCUACGGAAACAUGAUGGAACGCCCCGGGUUUACUAGCUGGCUGGGGCAGAAUAGCAAGCAAGGGAAAAUGUCGCGUUAUGUCAAAGAGAUUCAGGGCCACAUGCGGCUCCGUUCUUCUGGCGACCGGGAUGAAAUCCGGCAGCAAUACAUGCCGCUGGUCUGGGAGAAGUUGGUCCGCCGGCUGCAGAACGAGGGCAAAGACAGCGUGGAGGAAGUUAUCGAUUUCAUGGACAGUUACUUCCUGACGCGCGAGGACUGGGAUGCUCUUCUUGAGCUUGGACUUGGGCCAAUGGAUGAAUCCACCGUCAAGCUUGAGACACAGACCAAGGCUGCAUUUACGCGUGUCUAUAACCAGCGCUCGCAUCCUCUACCAUUCAUGAAGGCUAGCAACGUCGUGGCACCGAAGAAGGCGCCGAAGGAGAAGCCUGACAUUGAAGAUGCGAUCGACGAGUCGGACGAAGAUGAAGUGGUCGAGGAGGAGUCGAAGGAACAGGAUGAGGAGGAAGAACUGGAUCUGAAGAAGGACAAGUAUGUCAGUUUGCCGAAGAAGAAGGCUGCAGCCGGCAAAGGGAAAAAGGGCAAACAGAAAGCUGCGGAUGACGAUGAGGCGGAGGAGAAACCGAAGAGAGGAAAGGCCCGAAAGCCUAAAGUUAAGGCUUGA
Molecule: messenger RNA, 3183 nt
Organism: Aspergillus glaucus CBS 516.65
Lineage: Eukaryota; Fungi; Ascomycota; Eurotiomycetes; Eurotiales; Aspergillaceae
Product: replication factor C subunit 1
Exons: 5
Coding region: 1-3183 (1060 amino acids)
Biological process (GO): DNA replication; DNA repair
Cellular component (GO): DNA replication factor C complex; nucleus
Molecular function (GO): DNA binding; ATP hydrolysis activity; DNA clamp loader activity
Source: RefSeq, a predicted model, not a curated record